GCAUCGAAUGGCAACCCCGCGACGAUGGGCAAACCCUCUCCACGCCUGGAAAGCUGUGUGGUCCUUGCGAUCAGGACUUAUUUGAAAUGCGACCCAUUCCAUAUCGGUCGUUCCGCAUGCAACCUGAGCCACGGGACAGGACGCUAUCGCCGCGGGCCUUAUGGAAACGGGCUCAAUAGAAACUCCCGGCAAUAACAUGGAUAGGGACAUAUAAGUAGACCUUGAGGGGUACGAUCUCAUGUUUUUCCCCACUCAUGAGAUCCGCCGGUCUCACCCCGGACGUUUUACGACUUGUACUUGAGGCUGCGGCCAGAGACGAUGGAGGGACGGCGCGUUCGCUAGCAAGACUCUCGAGGGGCGUUCAAGCAUGGAUAGACCCGAUCCUCUACUCGGCGAUCCGGCUCUCUAAUCAUCGGAUGACUCUCGCGUUUCUCCGCACAAUGGAGAAAUCAUCCACCAAGCCACCGGCAUUCUUCACAUCGCAUGUGAAAGCCCUCUGCAUUCUCUACGAUAUGCUCCCGGCGCACGCGAGGCGAAUCACCGACGUAUGCACCAGAAUCGACUAUCUGACGACUUGGUUCCUCCCUACGACCUCCGGGAGCCUUGGCAGCCAGGAAUCGAUUGCGCAGGCAUUAUCCCCCCUCACUCCAAGCCGGAUGUCAGUUUGGCACGGGGCAACACAUCCGCAUCCCGCCGACCGAUGGCCAUUCACCGGGCCGCUAUUCAGCCAACUCACACACCUGACUAUCGUAAACGUCUGGGAGGACUGGGCCGGUUGGCGCUGGGACGCCCUUCCCCCGACUCUGCUCUACAUCUCACUCGAUCUUGCAUUCAAGAACACCGGCGCUUCGGGUGGCGAGCUGCCGACAAAGGGCAGAGUCGCCGCGACAGUCCAUCGUGUACUCAACGAGUGCCCCAACCUGCGUGUCUGCGCCCUGCGAGAUGCGGCUGAUUUCGAGCAGAUGGGACCAUUCGGGCAGGUGCUAUCGCCUAGUCCGAAACAGCUUGACACUGCGCUAUCACUCCGCGCUCUCAUCGUUGAUGCUCUGCGCGUCCUCGGCUGGCUGGACCACCGGAUACUGUUCUUCUCCCUCCGAAAUCCGGUGCCAUUGCGCCAAGCUCAUGACGAUCGCGAAGGGAGAAUAUGGUCGACCCUGGAACCUGUGGUGAAGCAUAGGAUGGGGCGUGAUUAUGAUGCUCGCGAAGUCUUGCUAGUCUCUUGAUGCACCCUGAGUUGGUGCUGUACCUUCAGAUAGCACAGUCGCACAGUCAAAAUUCCUCACUGGUAUCCUAGAUCACCGCAAAGCGAAUCCGGUUCUCCAUCGUUCAAUACAAUCUCGCUAAUCGUGUCCCUGAAAGUACGCUCAAUGAUAUGUAUAAUCAAACGAUCAAUCCGAGACAGUCGACGGUAUCAAAUUGUGUUCGUUUUAUGGGGGCAAUCACUGGACAUUCAAAGAAAAAGAAGAUCCCGUUUCAUGAUCCGGAUUAGCUAGCUACCAGAUUUCCAGUAUGUCGUCUUGAUCUCAAAUAGGAAAGUGACCAAGGACUAUUCCUCCUCCUCGAUAUAUGAGGAGAAAGCAG
Molecule: messenger RNA, 1581 nt
Organism: Mycena citricolor
Lineage: Eukaryota; Fungi; Basidiomycota; Agaricomycetes; Agaricales; Mycenaceae
Source: the annotation of a GenBank genome assembly